UCAAGAGGAAUUAGAGGCUGAAAUCCAACCACAAGUAACUAAUGGCUAGAGCCUGUAAUCACAAUGGGACGGAGAGAUGAGUACCUGCGUUUCCUCUCCUGCUUUCGCCGCUCCAUCUCCAGCGGCCGCCACCGCAUUCUUCCGCCGCAAGAGCCGCCUUGGCGCCGCCACGCCUCUCGCCGUUCCUCCUCACUCCCGCCAUGCUCUUUCUCUCAGAGCCGCCGCGAACGAUUCGAACAGCACCGAUCAAUUGACGGCGGAAUCCGCCGUCGAAAGAUCGGAAGCUGAUAAAAUCGUAGACGGCAUGGAUUUCGGUGAGCUUUGCAACGAAUUUGAGUGCAUCAGUAGUCCCUUGGUUGAAUCUACCGCUAGGCAACUUGCUAGAGACAUUCUUCAACUUCGCCAAGGCGAUCGAUCUCUUGGAAAUUUUGCGGUCUUUGUCAAGUAUAAGGAUCCGAUUAGGAAAUUCACGGGUCGAGAAAAGUAUAAAAGACAACUCUGGGCAACCAGUGCGCUUGAGAAUCCAACUACGAGUGUGCAAGAAAUGGUGAUGGUGUCAACAAGCAUACUAAACAUCAAGUGGACAAUCAAAGGGAAACCUAAAUCCUUGGUUUCAGCCAUAGGAGGAGAUCUCAUUAUCAAAGUUGAUUCACAGUUCACUCUCAACCAAAUCAGUGGCCAAGUUAUCGAACACGAAGAGCGUUGGGACGUAUCGAGUUCUUCUGCCAUUUCGCAAGCUUUCUUUUGGGCCUCACGCUAUCUCUUCGCCUCCGCCGAGGCGGGAAAGGACUUGGCUGAUUCUGUCAGCAGCCUCACCGGUCGAGUCUCUACCGAGAAACAGAACUUGGAAAUGUUCCCUGACCCUUCCGGUGAUCCUACCAAGUUCUUUCAAGGUGAGGACAACUUCCAAAGAGAUGCAUACCAAUUUGCUCUGCUGCUGGCUAUCCUCUAUUUUGUUGUACAGUUUUUGAGGGCCACACUGUAAAUGCAACAAUACUAAGGUAUCGGUAUCACUUUCCUACCCAACCCUUUUCCAGAUGCAAAUAUCACAAGGAUUAAAAUAGACCUUCUAGGCCAGCAGUUAUUAUGUUAAUUGACUAUAGCAGUAAGUGCUUAAUGAGGUUUCUUAUUAAAAUAAAUGUAGAUUAUUUCUCGGUUCAUCCACAAUUCAUUCAGUAUCUGAGUAAUAACUUCCUUCUUUAAUUGUAUCUUAAUUCAUAUAUGAUUCAGAGACUGUAUUUAUAACCUUAUAACACCAUUACAUUAAUGCUAAACAUUUUGGUCUA
Messenger RNA from Benincasa hispida (wax gourd), 1286 nucleotides. RefSeq names its product transmembrane protein, putative (DUF2358). Lineage: Eukaryota; Viridiplantae; Streptophyta; Magnoliopsida; Cucurbitales; Cucurbitaceae. Gene Ontology annotation, cellular component: chloroplast. The record is from RefSeq and is a predicted model, not a curated record.